This is a messenger RNA of Cladocopium goreaui, 1508 nucleotides long. The record is from the annotation of a GenBank genome assembly. Lineage: Eukaryota; Dinophyceae; Suessiales; Symbiodiniaceae.
CUAUGGCAAUGGCUCGGGGUCGACCGGGACCCCCCAAAUCAAAGGCAGCGGUUGCGAAGCCUGUUCCGUAUCACUUGAAGCCCAAAGAGGCCAAAGAGGCCGAGGCCGAGGUUCGGAACCAGAGGCCCAAGUCACCGAAACUUUCAUCGCGACCGGGAAGUGCUGCUAUUGAUGCUGCAGAUCUUAGAAGGGUGGUUGUUGUAGCGGAGUCGCCUAGGCCAGCCAAGGCUUGGGCUGAUUAUUUGAACCGAGCACUAGAGAAAACAGACUCUGGGCUCGCUAGCAGAUUGAUUAGAUUGGUUGUCCUGGGAGAAGGUGCAAUUUUAGAGCCUGGAGUCUGUGAUGACAACCAUCCUGCAGUUGCGGAACUGCAAGGGGUUGCGAAGAAGAACAAUGUGAUCAUAGCGGCUGGAUCCAUGGUUGAACGUGAUCCAUCUGGUCAGUCGUGGCAGACCUGUGCCCUGGUCGGACAAGAUGGCCUAAUAGGUUCGUACCGCAAGCAAAUGCUAGGAGCCCUUGAGGCAAAAUCUCCCAGUCUGGGGAUUUUUACAACGCCCAUGGGUCGAAUCGGGAUUCUGAUUUGUCUAGACAUUGAAGAUGACACGCUUCUGUAUCAGACAGCCCAGAAUUGUGACAUCAUUGUGAACCCAGCCCACAUUCCACACCGCGGACAUGGACAGCGCUCCCAUGCACUGCAGCCGGUUCAAAGACGCCUCCAAUGGUGGGCAUUGGCUUGCAAUGUGAGCAUUGUACGCUGUGAUUUGCGGCCUCCUAUGGGCAUGGGCACAUCUAUGGUCGUGACCCCCUGUGAGACUUUCCUGGCGUCAGCCCAUUUGAGCCUUUUUGAGGCAGCAGUGUCAUUGAAAGCGAGGCAGUUCUACUCUUGGUAUGCUUCACGGCAUCGGUCAGAAUUCUUGGACAACACAGGAGCACAUUCCAUCAAUACCUUGCAGGAUCGACAUCCAAAAGAUGCCUGGCAGGCCUUACCACAGCCUGCUUUUGGAUUACAACUUGAAGGUUGCGCUCAAGGGCUGUCGUUCCACCUCAAGGGUGAACUCUUGCAUCUGAUCAUUCUGCCUGAGCCUCCAAACGAAAUUUGCUUUGACCAGUCUUCAAACUUGCUAAUUCGUGAUUUGAAAGGAAACGUGUGGUCACUCCGUGCCCAUCACAACAAUAUCCCGGUAUCAUUUAAAGACAUCCUUGGCCCACAGACAAAUGAUACAGAAGGGAAUUCGCCACCUGUGAUUGCAAAGCAAUCGAGCACAUCGAGCACAUGCCCAUGUAUAUCUUUUAGAUUCCUAAAGGAACUAUGGCAACGGUUGUUCUCAGUGGGUUUUCCGAUUAUUCCUCGAAUUCCAUAAUAGGCUUCCAUAGAACCUUCGUCAGCAUAAUGAGAUCCGUCGGCGAGGUGGAUACCGUAUGACGAAUUUGGUUCGUUUUGAAAACAAACAUGCCAAGCAUUCGGUUUUCUUGUAGGCAGCAGUUGAUGCGAUUCGCUUGAGUGGAAA